Molecule: messenger RNA, 4670 nt
Organism: Boleophthalmus pectinirostris (great blue-spotted mudskipper)
Lineage: Eukaryota; Metazoa; Chordata; Actinopteri; Gobiiformes; Gobiidae
Gene: sltm
Product: SAFB-like, transcription modulator
Exons: 18
Coding region: 818-4021 (1067 amino acids)
Biological process (GO): regulation of transcription by RNA polymerase II; regulation of mRNA processing
Cellular component (GO): nucleus
Molecular function (GO): sequence-specific DNA binding; RNA binding
Source: RefSeq, a predicted model, not a curated record
GUGACUUUUGAAGACGAUGCGUCUUCUAAGGAAUUAGAGGAAUGUGAGUCAGAAAAAGUUUUCUCUCAUUGCCAACAAGAAACUGCAUUUUUUUUUCCAUCCAUAACACCUGGACCAGCAACAACUCUCAUCGUUAGAUUGUGUUGUUACCCCAUGUGCCACCAUUUCAAUCACCAGAUAAUAUAAUGAAUGUCAUGUGGCUCAUUUUCAGACAUUCUAUAUUUCACAAAGACUCAGUCAACACAAGGAUGCAAAUCUUUUUCAACUAUCAGAUUGACCAGGUUAAGGUGGAGCGAUUACUCAAUAGGGCCGGACAUUACCCCAUCAACUCAAGAGCUUUGCACUCGCGAUAAGGGGUUGGUCUUAUUAAUACUCUACUAAGACUGGGGACACUCAGUGAACCACCUUGGAGCCUUGCAAGUACUUUUCAAGAAGAUUAAAGUGGCCGACCUUUUCCAAGAGGAAACUUCGUUAUUGCACAUGUUCAUAUGUACUGUGCACAGAUGAAUUUGCUCAAACAUGUUUGGUUUCCUAAAGCACUGAAAAAUCUACUGCUAAACCACUGACGCGCAUUGAUUUGUGGAAAUGGACUUUUUUUUUUUUUCCUCCAAAAACUCCUAAUUUUCAUUACUCGUGGAGUACUCAGCUCAAGAUAUCAUAAGCUCAUUUUGGAAAGUUAUUGAGACACUGAAGCACCUAUCAUGGCACAUUUUGUACCAAAUGUGACCAGAAUUCUGUAGGUGUGAAGAUGGCUUCAAAUUCAGUGAAGAUUGUUUGUUUUGUGUCCAUGUGAUGUCUACGCCCUCGAUGACCAUUAAUGCUAAAUGUGCUUUCUAUUCUACUUUUAGGUCAAGUGAUGGCAUGUGUGUUAAAAGAUGUUUUUUUGCCAUGUUUAUCCUUAUUAAAUCCCUCAGAUGUUACUGAUACAGACGAUGGUACUCGUGACAAUUCUAAGCCCGCACCUUCAGAGGACAUCCUCUCUCAGCCUGAAGCUGAGGUCCACGGUGAGGCCCUGCCAGAGUCCAUGGGUGAUUCAGAGACUGAACCUGAACGAGAACCUGAUACUGAAGACCCCACCGUGGUGGCAGAUGGUGACUGUGAGAAGGAGUCUGAAGAUGACCACAUGACUGAGGGUGAAGCCGUAUCUGAGCAUCAGCCAGAACCAGAGGAGAAGAGACUGCCUGAGCCAGAUGCGGAGCCUGAGCCAGAUGCGGAGCCUGAGCCAGAUGCGGAGCCUGAGCCAGAUGCGGAGCCUGAGCCAGAUGCGGAGCCUGAGCCAGAGGCGGAGCCAGAGGCGGAGCCUGAGCCUGAGCCAGAGCCAGAGGCGGAGCGUGAGCCAGAGCCAGAGGCGGAGCGUGAGCCAGAGCCAGAGGCGGAGCUUGAGCUUGAGCUUGAGCCAGAGGGGGAAGCUGAGCCAGAGGUGGACCUGGACCUUGAACCAGAGGUGGAGCCGGAGGCGGACCCGGAGCUUGAGGCAGAGGCAGCGGUUGAGCCUGAGCCUGAGCCUGAUCUGGAUCUAGAAGCUGAUGCAGAUGACCCAGACGGGGGAGCUGAGCUAGGGGAUGCGGACCCAGAUGAGACAGAUCUGGCUGAUAUGGAAGAAGACACUGUGCCAUCCUCUAAGGAGGCAGAGGAUGAUCACUUGUCGGUCUCAAUGCAGAAUGAAGAUGCCAUUACCUUAGAUGUAGAUGGUGAUGAUCUCCUGGACACAGGUAAACAUGUGAAACUUCCAGAUUCAGAGGCAGAGAAGAGCACUGAUGAACCAGGGCCUUCUGCUGAGAUGGGCCCUGAUGAUGAUGAUGAUGAUGAUGAUGAUGAUGAUGCCAAAGAAGAUGAGACGGCCGGCCCCAGAGAUGGUAAGAAGGAUGACGCAUCCAAGGGUGAAGCUGUGAAGAAAGCUGAAAGCGGAGACAAAGAAAAGGAUUCUGGGAGGAAAGGCCCCUCUUCUACUGGGGCAGGUCAAGCAAAGAGCACUAGAGAUGGUGACGGAAAAGGUUCAGUGGAUGAAAAGGGUAAAGAAUCUUUAAUUUUCAGUGAAAUAUUUAGUUAUGCACAAUGUGACAAAGUUACUAAUGACUUUGUAGGACUGGUCAGCGGUGGCAGCUUUUCACGUAAUUUAUGGGUCAGUGGUUUGUCAUCCAAUACCAAGGCAGCAGAUCUCAAAAAUCUGUUUGGAAAAUAUGGCAAGGUUUUGAGUGCCAAAGUGGUAACAAAUGCUCGGAGUCCAGGGUCAAAAUGCUAUGGCUUGGUAACUAUGUCAUCAAGUACAGAGGUGACACGAUGCAUCUCACAUCUUGAUUGCACUGAACUCCAUGGACAACAGAUCUAUGUUGAAAGGGCAAAAAAUGAUCCGUUUAAAAAAGAUCCUGCAAAGAAGGAAGAAGAUAAAAACAGUUCGAGCAAAUCAAAUGAUAAGCGCAGUUCAACUGGUGCAAAAACAACCAACAAAACACAAACGUCUUACAAAAAGGAAGACAAGAAAUCCUCUGACAAGGACAAAGAGUUCUCCAAGAAACAAGAUGUUAAAAGUGGAAAGUCUGGUGAUGGAGUUACUUCAAGCUCAAGUCAAGAGUGUCCAAAAAAGGAUGAUAGGAAGCACAGCAGAACUAGAAGUCCAGGAAAAAUGGCUGGUGUGGGUCACAACAAAGAUUACAACAAAAUGAGACCAUUCCGACAAGGAAGAUAUGUGGACAAGCCAUUUAACAAUAUACAACGUUGGCCAAAAUGGUUGGUUCCUCCUGAAGAGCUAGAACUUAUGAAAAGCAAACAAACAGAUUUUCCAGACAGGGGAGAAGAUCAAGAAAUUGUUCCAUUUGAAAAGAUGAAACAACAAAGAAUGCGUGAACGCAUGGAACGUGCCCGUCGAGCCGAGGAGCUUCGAAGGCGGCGCCAAAUAGCAGAGCAAGCACGUAGAGAACGAGAACGUGAACGCCAGGAACGAGAGAACCUGUUACGGGAGCGAGAGAGACUUGAGAUGGAAAGGCAAAAACUGGAACGAGAACGCCUUGAAAGGGAAAGACUUGAAAGGGAGAGAAUUCGCAUUGAGCAGGAGCGGCGAAAAGAAGCUGAGCGAUUGGCCCGUGAACGUGAGGAACUGCGUAGGCAGCAUGAGCAGCUUCGCUAUGAGCAAGAAAAGAGGAAUAACCUGAAAAGAGGGCGAGAAGUAGAACAUGGCCGUAGAGAUGAUCAAUAUUGGAAUGGAAACAAGAAAAUCCAAUCAGAGGAUGUUCGUUUGAACCAAGCCUCGAAUUACAACCGUCAACAAAACAGAUUUAGCAACUCGUUCAACAAUCCCAGAGAAAGGGGCCGCUUCCCAGAGGCUUCAGAGCAGCAUUCAUUUGAAAGGAGAAACAGAUUUGAUGGUGAACCACCUGUGAAGAAAAAUCGCCCUGGUUUUGAUCGCUAUCCAAAAGACUUUGACUCAGUUGGGAGAGGUGAACCUUCCUCGCGUACAGGGGAUAAAGAUCGCAGGGACAGAGAUGAAAGGCGGCCAGUGCCCAUGCAUGAUCGUCCGAUGGGAGCUAGAGCCCCAAUGCCUGGUAUGUCACAUAAUCGCUCACCCAGAGAUGGUGUACAUGGAUGGAAGAAUGAUGGCGGCAUGAAUGUUAACAAGGGAGAACUACGUGGAACUAUGCGUAUGCGGGACGAUCGUCCUGGCAGAGAUGGCCCAGGACCUGCAGUACGAGGGGGCUCUGCUGGCACCCAUGGUAGAAACUUUAAUGAUCGAGAUGGACGACCUAUGGUCAUGAACCAACAACCUUUUAGCUCCGGCCGUCAGGUGGUUGUUGAGCGUCAAAACAGAGAUCAGGGCUUGAGAAAAGAAUGGCAUAGUGGAGCUGGCUCCCAAAGUGCCGGCUUUGUUGAGAACAGGAGAAUGGGGGACUCUCGGAGCAGCAUGAUGGCUCCACCCUCUAGUCACUCCUCUGGAAUGAAUCGAAUUGUACAGAUCACCAACAACUCCCUUUCAAGUGGAGGAAACGUGGGUGGAUUUAAACAAUUCAAAACAACACAGCGAUACUAAUGACAAUUUACUUUUUUUCUCAUAUUUUGAGCUAUCCUAAUUUAAUUUUUAUGCCAACUGUUUUAAGUGGCAUUUAAGUUGCCAUCGGGUGUUUCACAUUUUUAUUUUGGAAGUACCUCAGUGUAGGACUCUCUGGGCAGUUUUGCUGUUAACAUUAAAAAUCAACUGCAUAAUUUUACUUCUGUGAUGUUGUACAGCUGUGGGUGUUUGUAAGUAAUAUCAUAAAUCUGAGUGUAUUUUUAGUACCUUACACUUUGUCAAUGUCUUUAUUUAAUGUAUGAUAUAGACACUUGUUUAGUAUCUUAUUGACAUUUGAGUCAGUGGCAUUUACUUUUGAAACAACAUUUUUUGGUCUUAACAUACAUGAGCUAAAAGCUUUACCUACUGUGGUUUAAGAACAAUAUGAUUUUGUCAUUUAAUGUUCACCAGUACAAGGAGUAAAGAUCAGUGGGCCAAUGUUACAACCCAACUGUUUGUGGUAUGCUUUAGCUUGUCAGUUAGUAUUGCAUGUAAAUAAGUCAGAUCUUCCUGAUAAACUCGAAUAGAGAUUUCACAAGCCAAAUGCCGCACAACCAUUGAACAUUUCAUGUUUUUACCCUUAGUCCAUGUAUGUGAAAUUAUGCUACUAAAUACAGACUUCUGUUCCAUU